Molecule: messenger RNA, 964 nt
Organism: Medicago truncatula (barrel medic)
Lineage: Eukaryota; Viridiplantae; Streptophyta; Magnoliopsida; Fabales; Fabaceae
Product: vesicle transport v-SNARE 11
Exons: 6
Coding region: 187-852 (221 amino acids)
Biological process (GO): intracellular protein transport; vesicle fusion; vesicle-mediated transport
Cellular component (GO): SNARE complex; Golgi apparatus; ER to Golgi transport vesicle membrane
Molecular function (GO): SNARE binding; SNAP receptor activity
Source: RefSeq, a predicted model, not a curated record
UCCAUGGCACAAACGUAAAUAACUUACCAAAGUUUGUUGGAAUCCAACCAACUGUCUUUCUUCUUCCUUUCCUUCCUAAAACAUUUGAACCAGCUCCGUUUCGGUUCACCCACCGUCACCUCUCCUCCGAUCAAUCUCCGGCGAUCCCUCCGAUCAUUCUCCGGUGGGUGUAGAGAAAUCGGAACGAUGAGUGAGGUAUUUGAUGGGUACGAGCGUCAAUAUUGUGAGCUAUCGGCUAUUCUUUCGAGACAGUGUACUGCAGCUUCUGCUCUUGAUGGAGAACAGAAGAAGCAGAAACUGUCUGAAAUAAAAGCUGGAUUGGAGGAUGCUGAUACGUUGAUUCGGAAAAUGGACCUUGAGGCUAGGAGCUUGCAGCCAAGUAUGAAGGCAACCCUUCUUGCCAAAUUAAGGGAAUAUAAAACUGAUUUGAACAAUUUGAAAAAUGAAGUUAAAAGAGUCGCAUCAGCUAAUGCCAGCAUCACUGCUCGAGACGAGUUGUUGGAGUUAGGAAGGAUUGAUUCAUUAGCGGUAUCAAAUGAUCAAAAGGGAAGACUUUUGAUGACUACUGAGAGAUUAAAUCAAUCCACUGAUAGGUUAACAAACAGCAGAAAAACAUUGCUGGAGACAGAGGAGCUCGGUGUCUCUAUCCUCCAAGAUUUGCAUCAACAACGCCAAUCUCUACUCCAUGCCCAUAAAUCGCUCCAUGGAGUGGAUGAUAACAUUAGCAAGAGCAAGAAAAUUUUGGCAGCUAUGUCAAAAAGGAUGAGCAGGAAUAAAUGGAUUGUUGGCUCCUUGAUGGCAGCUCUGGUCCUUGCAAUCAUAUUAAUUCUAUAUUUUAAGUUUACACAUUAGUCUGCUAUCUUUGUUAUAUAGUUGUAUCACAGAUUCAAGUGUUUGUUGCUCAUCAAUGUGACAAUGUUUCAAGAGUUAUGUGAGAAAUAGUUCUUCCAUGUUUCUCUUAUUA